Molecule: messenger RNA, 582 nt
Organism: Mytilus californianus (California mussel)
Lineage: Eukaryota; Metazoa; Mollusca; Bivalvia; Mytilida; Mytilidae
Product: toll-like receptor 2
Exons: 2
Coding region: 1-582 (193 amino acids)
Biological process (GO): immune response; toll-like receptor signaling pathway
Cellular component (GO): membrane
Molecular function (GO): transmembrane signaling receptor activity
Source: RefSeq, a predicted model, not a curated record
AUGUUAAGAAGUUUACGUACACUCAGUCUAAAAAAUAACAACAUAAACUGGCUCUCUCAAUACGAAACAGAGAAUUUAGAAAAGCUUAAUACAAGGAUUUCACCCCAAAAUCUCAAACUGACACUUAAAGGAAAUCCUAUCGUGUGCAACUGCGAAUCUUUACAUUUCAUUCAAUGGAUAUAUACAACGAAAGUGAAUGUUGAUUUGAAAGAAACAGAAAAAAAAUUUAAACUUGCUUUACAUGACCGAGAUUUCAUUCCUGGUAAAUUCAUCGCAGACAACAUAAUAGAUAUAAUAAAGGUCAGCAGGAAAAUCGUUUUCGUUGUAUCGAAAUCUUUCUUAGACAGUGAAUGGUGUCAAUAUGAACUUGAUAUGGCGAGAAUGCACAUGUUCCAACAAAACAGAGAAAUGCUUAUCGUUAUUUUAUUGGAUGAUAUACCAAAUGGUAAAAUACCAAGCCGUUUAAAGCAGAUAUGGGAGAAAAUAACAUGUCUUGAAACUGAUGACAAGGCCCGAAAUGAACAAAUACCGGACGGAGAUGAUAUCUUUUGGAAGAGAUUGUAUUUAGCUAUUAAACCUUGA